CUGACGUUUAAGCAUACAGGCGUACAGAGAUAGAACAACAGAACCAGUUCCUGUGUUGAAAAUGUUGGAAACAUUUUACAGUUUACCUUUCUAUCUGUUUGAGGUGCCCAACCUGAAGUUAAAGCGUCCAUCAUGGCUGCAUCAACCGUCGGCAAUGACCGUAUUUUCCUUUGUUUUGCUGUCCUACUUCCUCGUCACCGGAGGCAUAAUCUACGAUGUGAUCGUGGAGCCGCCGAGUGUGGGUUCCACAACAGAUGAACAUGGGCAUUCGCGGCCGGUAGCGUUUAUGCCGUACCGGGUAAAUGGUCAGUACAUCAUGGAGGGUCUAGCCAGCAGCUUUCUGUUCACUAUUGGAGGCCUCGGUUUCAUUAUUAUGGAUCAAACGCACACGCCCGGCAAACCAAAGCUCAACAAAAUUCUGCUGAUCGCCAUGGGUUUCAUUUUUAUUGUGGUUUCGUUCAUCACAACAUGGAUUUUCAUGCGAAUGAAGCUGCCAGGCUAUCUGCAGCCCUAAAGAAAACGCUGAACGAUUGUCACUCCGUACACUUAUGUUGAACGUCCAAACAAUAAAUAUAAUUUUACUAUA
Messenger RNA from Anopheles cruzii, 586 nucleotides. Its product is annotated as putative oligosaccharyltransferase complex subunit CG9662. Lineage: Eukaryota; Metazoa; Arthropoda; Insecta; Diptera; Culicidae. The transcript has 2 exons. Bases 62 to 514 code for a protein of 150 amino acids. The record is from RefSeq and is a predicted model, not a curated record. Gene Ontology annotation, cellular component: oligosaccharyltransferase complex.